AUGGGCUUCAAAGAGUUCCUGAACAAAUUGUUCUUCUCUCUUCUUCAGUGGUCGGUCCUUAUCGUGACCACCAUUGCUGUGUGUCUUCUUUUCUCGACUUUCGUGUAUUACUCGGUAGUUCAACCGAUUAGCAAGUCUGACCUUGAAACGAUUUCUGCAGAAGUGAUUCAAAAUGGAACAAAAUAUGUCAUUGACGCAAUCAAUGAGUAUGCCAAAGUCCAAGAAGUUAAAAUUCCGUCCCAAUUUCUUCUCCCCAAUUUACCACCCGUCAAAUACCAAGGACAGAGAUCAAUGUGCUGGGCCUUUUCGACAAUUUUCCAGUUAGAGUAUGCUUACAACAAGAAGCUUGCCAAUCAAUAUAUUUCGUUGAACGAACAGGCGUACGCAAUUGACGCUCUUGAUGCUAUUAAGACUGACAAUUAUAAGGGAUGUCCUAUGAAAGCGUACAGCUAUACGACUAACACUGGAUACCCACAAUUCUUGUGGAGGUACUCUUCACUUUCCAAUAAAGUCAUUCCACAUUCAGUUUGUGAUUACCAAACAUCAGUCGAUGGACAGUUCCUUUGCACUGGAAAAGACGCCGCCGAAGCUAAAAACGCGUUGUUGUUUAAUGUGACAAAAAUCGCGACUUAUCGCACGCUUUCCGAAAUCAAACGGGCGUCAAUGAAUAAUCCCGUCUCUCUUAUGGUUGUAUUGAAUGAGGGUAUGCACGUCGUUCCAGUGAGCUCUGAACAGAACAUAUUAGGGAAGUUGGAUAAAGUAGUCAUCAAGCAAUGCCCAGAAAAUGAUGGACUUUGUGCGUACAUUCCAUCACAAAGAAUUACACCCGAUGGAGAGUACAUCUUACCAAAUCAAGGGUUGAACAGAUAUGGUUAUCACUUGGUCACUGUUGUUGGCUAUAAUGACAACUACUUGGCUAAAGACAACACAAAAGGCGCUUUCAUUGUGAGAGACACAACAGACGAAACGACUAUUUAUGGCACACACAGCGCUUUCUAUUUGAAGGGUGAACACAGUGAAUGGGACGAAAGAACUUUAUGCCCAAAUGUAUACAACCCAUUGUCUUGGGAUUCAUGCGUUGCUAUGAACCCAGGCCCUACAGGCGAUAAAAAGGUCUUAAAACAAGACUUGAGCAAGACUUGCUUGAACACCCAAUACAUUGAAACAAAUGUGAAGAACACAAGAAAACCUAUGGAAUUUGAAUGUAUCAAAGAUACAUUGUGCGACACAACAAAAAGAUACUUCGUCUCUUCAACUGCAAGAUCACAAUACUCGUCGUACUUGUAUACUAUUACUUUCUUACAAGUCGACAAAACUAACACGGACGACCAAAAGGAAGUCACUUUCACUGACUUCCCACUUGAAAGCUUCCCAUCAUUCAUUGUACCUAUUCAAGAACAUAUCGACUUGAUCAACCAACUCACCGACAAAACAUUCUGCGGAUAUAGAUCUAUCCCCUAUUCCGUCUUUGACAAAAUGAAUAUGAUCAAGACACCAGACUCAUCGUAUGGCGUCCAAUUUGACAUUGACUGGAAAGAACAAUCGUAUGAUGGUAAAGGCGAGUUUGAUUAUGAACAAAUCAAGAAAAGCACUGCUCAAUUCCCUGAAUAUAAGGGAUUCAUCGGACCAGAACCUUAUCAGGUGAGAUACGAAUAUUAA
Messenger RNA from Entamoeba invadens IP1, 1659 nucleotides. RefSeq lists its product as hypothetical. The record is from RefSeq and is a predicted model, not a curated record. NCBI's taxonomy places the organism in Eukaryota, Evosea, Mastigamoebida, Endamoebidae. Gene Ontology annotation, molecular function: cysteine-type peptidase activity. The transcript has 2 exons. Gene Ontology annotation, biological process: proteolysis. The coding region runs from base 1 to 1659 and encodes 552 amino acids.